Messenger RNA from Paraglomus brasilianum, 1185 nucleotides. NCBI's taxonomy places the organism in Eukaryota, Fungi, Glomeromycota, Glomeromycetes, Paraglomerales, Paraglomeraceae. The record is from the annotation of a GenBank genome assembly.
AUGCUGUACGCAACACUAAUUGCCAUCUUCACAACGCUCGUCUUUUCUGUUCAUUCCUUUCCGUCUUCGCAAACUCGACUGAACACUGGCACACCGGCCAAGUUCUUGCAUAUCACGGACAUUCACGUAGAUCCACACUACCGUCCGCACACCUCUCCUGCUUUGUCUUGUCAUCGCCGCUCUCUUAAUUCACCCAACACUGCCCUUACCUACGGGACUGUAAGCACGCUUUGUGAUACUCCAUUUAUCACAUCGAAUGCGACAUUUGAUUUCCUUCGUAAUGAAGUAUCGCCUGUACAAUUCGUUGUCUAUACUGGAGACAGUGUACGACAUGAUAGGGAUGAACUGAUGGAAAGAACGUAUGCAGAAGUAGAAGAAGGAAACAGGAUGGUAGUGCAAUGGUUUGUGGAUGAGUUUGUUAAGAAUGGUAUCGCAGUAAUUCCAACGAUAGGUAACAACGACGUAUACGAACACGACUCUCUCCCGCCUGGUCCAACACCAUUCCUAAAUACUCUCUUUCAUAUCUGGAAACCAUUCAAUCUCAACCUAACAUCUUCCUUCCUUCGUGGAGGCUACUUUCGUCACGAUCUUCCCGACAGUCCACUAACAUUUAUUUCUAUGAACUCAAUGUAUUUAUAUAAUGGUAAUGGCCUAGUCGGUGAUUGCACUGAAGGAAGAACGAUCGACUACUUCCCUAAAUGCUAUGAGAUGUACGUUGAUAUUCUUGGUCAUUACUCUGGUAUAAUCAUUGGACACUUUGCAGGGCACACGAACGGUGACACAUUAGCAUUUGUAACUGAAUCGAGUGAAGGAUACAAGAUGUUCCCUGUAGUGAAGGAAAAAAAACCUGCAAAGAAUUCAAUCAAGAACGUAGUAUUGGUAUUAAAUAAUGCGCCGUCAGUUAUUCCUGCCAAUAAUCCAGGAUUACGUGUCUAUCACUACGCAACCUCCCCUCAUAACUAUGGUCAUCUCCUCGACUACGUCCAAUAUUAUGUGAACAUGACGCAAGCCAAUCUGGCUAACAAUCUCGAAUACAAGAUCGAAUAUACUGCAAGUGAUGCAUACGGUUUGAAGUCAUUAGGGCCAAAGGAAUGGAUGAACGUACUGCGCGAGUUUGAACGGGAUGACAGUGAGGCUUGGAAGAAGUACUGCUUAUAUCAGACUGUUAGUGUGACUGACGGAUAA